Messenger RNA from Eupeodes corollae, 1287 nucleotides. RefSeq lists its product as uncharacterized. NCBI's taxonomy places the organism in Eukaryota, Metazoa, Arthropoda, Insecta, Diptera, Syrphidae. The coding region runs from base 211 to 1071 and encodes 286 amino acids. The record is from RefSeq and is a predicted model, not a curated record. The transcript is spliced from 3 exons.
AAUUUAGUUGAAAAUUCGUUGCUGAGAUCGGUAGUCAAGCUUUAAAAUACAAGAGUUCUCAGUUUUGUGCCAGAAGCCGCUUCGAUUAGACGUGCCACUCGAACCUACCUAUACCUAGCCGACCUAUCCGAGUUGAUUUUUCUUCAAAUUUCGAGAUCGAACUUUUUUGUCUUUUUGUUCUUUUAAGUGUUGUUUUGUGAAUUUGGAACAAUGAAACUUACAUGUGGAUUAACUCUAACUCUGCCUCUGCUGUUGGUGCUGCUGAUGGUUGUUGCAACAAAAGGGCACACUGUUUUGCAAUGCUAUGUCUGUGAUAAUUGUGAAAAGGUCAACAAGAAAUUAACACCUCUCGAACAAUGUGGUGGCGAAAACUUUCACAUGAUGUCCACGACAACAGCAGCAAGUGCAUCAAUGUCAUCAAGUAGUAGAAGUGAAUCAACAACCACGUCACCAAGUGAAACGUCAUCAACAACCACUGCAAUGCCUCACAGAGACUCAACAGCAAGGCCAUCUUCAACUGAAGAUCCCGAAACAACAAACACAACAAUCGAACUGAUAACAUUGUCGACAAGUAUUUUGACUUCUUCAACUACUCCUUCGACUGUGGAUAGCUCAAAUGCAAGUGCAUCUUCCGGAACAACAACUCCAGCAGUCUUUGUGACUCCAACUGAAGAAAGUUCAACAACAACUACGACAACAACAACAACAACGACUGCUGAGUCCGAUCUAGUAAUUCCUUCAGAAAAUAUCACUUGGGCUUAUCCUCUCUCUCCAGGAAAUUUAACCGAAGGUACUUAUAACCGACAGAGGAGACAUACUGAAUUCAAUGGAAUCACCUAUUACUGUUAUAAAAUCCAAAAGAGAUACGACAAUGUCUUCGGAACUAAACGUGGUUGCAUUGGAGUCAAAACCAAUGAACGUCCAGUUUGUGAUGAAUUGGAUAUGGCCAAUAAUAAUCAAACAAAGAAAUGUUCAGCAUGUACAACAACUAUGUGCAAUGGAAGCUCAGCCUUAGGAGUGUCAAUAGCAGCGUUGUUGGUUGCAUUGGUGGCUUUAAUUUACAAGGUUUAGAAAACCUUAACAAUAAAACAAACGACUGGACACAGAAACAAAAGAAGAAAAAAAAAUAUCGAUGAAAUUUUGAUUAAUUUUUGUUUUAUUUUUUUUUUAGGUUAUGUUAUAUAUUAUGCGAAAUAGCCUAGAUAAGCGAUGUACUUUGUAAAUAAAUUGUAAUGAUAUAGAUUUAAUAAACAGUAUAUAGAAAAUAAAUUAAAUUGAAAACUAAAA